Vitrella brassicaformis is the source of this 1522-nucleotide messenger RNA. NCBI's taxonomy places the organism in Eukaryota, Vitrellaceae. The record is from the annotation of a GenBank genome assembly.
CAUCGAUCUAUCAGUCAGACAAACACCAAACACCACACAGUCGUCCACAUGCGCGAAGAGUCCUUUACACUGCACACAGGCCCAAUGGAGGGAUGGAUGGAUGGAUGGCAGCACUUAAUGUACACUUGCACAUUCACACGCGGAGAGGUACAUGUACACGGAUACAUGCAGCCCUUCUGCCGGAUCAGCAACCCCCAACCCAACACAGCCCCAACCCACCGAUCCAUCCAUCCCAUCCAUUCAUCAAUCAAUCGAGUUCAAUCACCUCUCUUUCACCUCUCGGCGACGCCGCCGCCCCGCCACAAACAGGCUGCACAAAACCACCACGGAGGAACACUUCCCUGCUGAUGUGACAAGUCCUUCCUGGCUAUGUACUUACUUGGGAUAUCUGCGCGCGCCGCCUCUCUGGCGAAGUUGCUAGUGGGUCGAAGCUCACGUCAAUCUGCUCACCGUCACUCAGACCGAUAUCGGGAUCGCCUACCCAUGCAGACAGCCGAUCACAACAAGGCAGACGAGAUGUGUUGUGUUGUGGUGCUGCCCUGCUCCGUGGUGGGGUGCGGGUCUUCACUCACCGAUAAGUGUGGAGAGAUUUCCAAUUAGUUGUCCGUCGCACGAGAAGCGCAUGCGGUGCAGCACACUCUCAGAGAUGCCCCUCUGCCUCAGCAGACGCGACCUCACCAGCCUCUGCUUCAGAGCACCAAAGGUCACAGCCUGGCAGGAGAGGGGAAGAGUGGACACAUCGAUGGAUGGAUCAGUGAGCCACAGGCAAGUCACUCGCGUGCCUUCCUUAUUUUGAUAGUCUGCCUGCGCGGCCCAGAAAGCCCACUUGGCCACGCAAUGUCAAGCGCCAGACUGGUGACAGACAGGCAGGCGGGAAUGAAUCAAUCGUGCCCGUGCAUUGCCUGCACCGAGCUCGCCCUGCCCACCUGAUGGUUUCGUCGGGCGCAGGGGCAUCGGUCGACGCACAAGGCCUGCAGGCAGCCACAUGACCCACCACAGCUUCCAAUGAGCAUCUGGCUCAGGUCUUGCCCCUCGUGCCUUCCCCGCCGCUCACUGAAUCACUCGCCCUCACUGACUCACUCGGGCGAUGUUAUCGCUUUCUCGAGCAGCGCGUCGAAGUCGAAGUCAUCACCACCACUCCCGCAACGCCCUGGCCGCGAUGGCCGAGCCCCCCCUCCUGCUGCGGUUCCACCUGCUGCCUGGGAGGAUGGUUCAGUAGGAGACGGCUUCUUGUUGCGAGGGGGAGGUCUUAGCCGCUUUGGCGCCUCUGCGAUCUCGAGAUCAUCAUCACCUGAUUCAUGACCUCCGCUGGCACUUCGCGUUCGUUUGCCUGAAUGGCGUUGGAAGAGAGCGACCAAACACAACAGUAGUGUGUGUGCGUUCGUCUCUCUCACCGACGCCAGCUGCGAGCAUCGGCGGGUCAUCAUCGUCGAACAGCGCCAUCUACCCAGGGCUCUAUUGUGUAUCCCGGAGUGCUGCAAACGAAACGGCUGUCCUCAGCGGGGUGCAGCGGCUCUGUGAA